UUGUGCUGUUGGGUGAUGAUGAUGAUGAUGAUGAUGAUGACGACGACGACGACGACAAUGACGAUUAUGACUGCCCGCUAGUCAGUGUUGAGUUUAAAUGAUGCGGCCUCCUGUGUGCUGCCAGUCUGUCAGAGACUCAGAGACAGGCAGUCAGAGACAGAGAGUUGACUCAGAGGAGGAGACAUCUUCACAUCGUUCACUUGACUUCAGACACUUUCAUUUCACCACACAAUGGACUUAUUCAACUCAGCGCUCGGUAAAAACAUCACUUUUAUGCAUCCGGCCUAUUUCAUUAUAACUGGUUUGUCUGGCAUCCCCAAUAUAAGACACUACUAUGUCUUUCUCUUCUUUGUUUAUAUUGUGUCAGUGCUGGGAAACACACUUGUAAUGGCUUUGAUAUACUUAGAUCCUAAACUUCGGACCCCAAAAUAUGUUGCAGUGUUCAACCUUGCGUUUGUGGACCUGUUUGGGAACACUGCCUUGGUGCCUAAAGUUCUGGACAUUUUUUUGUUUAACCAUCCACAAAUCCCUUACAAUGACUGUCUGACUUUCCUUUUCUUCUGCUACACCUGUCUGUGCAUGCAGUCUUUCAAUCUGGUUGCCCUCUCCUAUGACAGACUGAUAGCUAUUACUUAUCCACUGCACUAUCAAGUGAAGGUAACCCAUAAAUUUAUGCUGUAUUUGAUUGCAUCUUUUUGGGUCUUUUCUAUCAUUGCUGUCCUCAUUGCUGUCGGCCUCAUCACCAGACUCUCCAUCUGUGAGUCUGUAUUUGUUAACAGCUAUUUCUGUGACCACGGUCAGAUUUACCGCCUGUCUUGCAACGACCACUAUCCCAAUUAUGUCCUCAGCUGUUUGUAUCCUGUCCUCAUUUUCUGGCUCCCACUUGUUUUUAUUUUGUUGACCUACUUGUACAUCGGCAGUACUUUGGCAAAGGUGGCUACAGUUCAUGAAGGACUCAAAGCCUUUAAGACCUGCAUCGGUCAUCUGUCGCUGGUAGCGGUCUAUUUCAUUCCAAUGUUGAUCACCUUCACACUAAUGGAAAAAAUCCAUCCUAAUGCCAGGAUCCUAAACCUGUCUCUCACCUCUGUGUUUCCUCCCAUGUUGAACCCUAUCGUUUACGUCCUGCAGACGCAAGAAAUCAAAGAAUCUUUAAAAAAAUUACUGCAUAUUAGAGACAAAGCCAACAAAAUACUUUCAAUUUGA
Molecule: messenger RNA, 1203 nt
Organism: Cynoglossus semilaevis (tongue sole)
Lineage: Eukaryota; Metazoa; Chordata; Actinopteri; Pleuronectiformes; Cynoglossidae
Product: olfactory receptor 1361-like
Exons: 1
Coding region: 232-1203 (323 amino acids)
Biological process (GO): G protein-coupled receptor signaling pathway; detection of chemical stimulus involved in sensory perception of smell
Cellular component (GO): membrane
Molecular function (GO): olfactory receptor activity; G protein-coupled receptor activity; odorant binding
Source: RefSeq, a predicted model, not a curated record